GACGCUUCCCAACGGCGCAACUGGAUUUUUAUACCGUUGCACAGUGCGGCCGAAGGCCUCAUUAUGCGGCCAAAAUUCGAAAAAAAAAGUUUCUAGAUAGAGUUUUUUCAUCGUUGAGUUGGCUGAAGUAAUCCUCUAAGAAUUGAAAACCGUUCGUAGUAACGUCCUAUACCCUAAGUCCCCUCUUUUCUUUCAGUCGCAACGCGGCCUUCACCCAAACAUCAUAUUAUUGUAGAUACACAGGGAAAGUUAUACACGCGUGAAAGUUCUUGGAGUAAAGGAAAUCUAACAAAACCAAAUGGAAUCUACGUCUAAAGGUUCCAGUAAUACGACGGAAGGUGAUUUAACAAGGCUGAAAUUAUUCAAUGAAAUAAAAAACAUUUUAAAGAGUGAUACAAAAGAAAUUUAUGCUAAGGUGGAAACACUUUUAUCCGAAAGUGAAAAUUCAAGUUAUCAUUUAUCAGAUGAAGAAAAAAAGCAAAUAUCAGAUCAAGUACAUAAAAUGAGAUCAAGAUGGGAUUCAAGUAAAAGAAUAGAAGAAAAAUUUUUGAAAAAAAAUCAUGAUUGGUUACAAAAAUCCAUUGAACUGAAAAAAGAAGACCAAAAGAAGAAGAAAAAUAAUAAAGAAUCAAAAGAAAAACAAAAUGAUGAAAAAAAUUCAAAUGCAGGUCGGCGAGAACUCAGUUUCUCAGAAUCUUCAGAACUAAGUAAACGCAGGAAAACAGAAGAAUUACGAACGAAUGUAUCAACUGAAGCUCUCCUAUACUCAGCAACAAGUAAAUUGCGUUCUGAAGGUAAUACUGAUUUUGCAAAAGUGGUGCGUGAUAUUUCCGAAGGGAGUCCUACAAAAGCUUCGAAAUACAGAAAAUCUUUGGAGUCUGCGAAUAAAAAUAUACCUUUCACUAAUAAUGAAGCUUUAUCGUUGUUUAUUGAACUUGGAUUAUCUCAAAGCAAAUACCAGCAGCUGCGAAAUGCUCAUGUGCGGAAAAAAUCAAGGAUGAUUCCAUCAUACAAAAAGCUACAGAAAGCAAAAUUACAAUGUUAUCCAGCCUUAGGUUUUUCUUUCACUGAAAAUGAAGCAGCAGUUACAUUGCAAUCUCUAUUAAAUCAUACGAUUGACCGCAUUAUUCUUCAUCAAGUAGAAGUUAUAAAAUGUUUAUCUGAAGAACAACUACAAAAUUUAACCUUAAUCGUUAAAUGGGGCUGUGAUGGUAGUUCAGGACACAGUGAAUAUAAGCACAAGCUCGAUGAAAACGAUGUUAGUGACGAAAGUAUUUUUUUCACCUCUCUUGUCCCAUUGCAACUUAUACACAGAGACUCUACGACGAAGAAAACUACAAUAGUCUGGAAAAAUCCAAGGCCAUCAUCACCAAGAUAUUGUCGGCCAAUUAAAAUUCAAUGUGCAAAAGAAUCAGUUGACUUGACGAAAAAAACAACUAAUGACAUAGAAAACCAGAAACAUGAUCUGAAUGCAUUUGAAACUACUGUUGAUGGGAAAAUCGUGUGUGUUAAAUAUGAUUUGUCCUUGACAAUGAUAGAUACGAAAAUCACUUAAAAUUUGGCCUAUCAUCUCUACAUUGUUGGAUUAGGUGUUUCGAAUUUAUAUUACAUUUGUCGUACAAAUUAAAAAUCGAAAAAUGGCAGGUACGUAAGGGAGAGGAAAAAGAGUCGGUUGAAAACAGGAAA
Solenopsis invicta (red fire ant) is the source of this 1686-nucleotide messenger RNA. RefSeq lists its product as uncharacterized. NCBI's taxonomy places the organism in Eukaryota, Metazoa, Arthropoda, Insecta, Hymenoptera, Formicidae. The transcript is spliced from 3 exons. The coding region runs from base 299 to 1555 and encodes 418 amino acids. The record is from RefSeq and is a predicted model, not a curated record.